Messenger RNA from Lymnaea stagnalis (great pond snail), 15191 nucleotides. NCBI's taxonomy places the organism in Eukaryota, Metazoa, Mollusca, Gastropoda, Lymnaeidae. The record is from the annotation of a GenBank genome assembly.
GAUUAAAGAACAGCCCGCCUGAGCUCAUUGUUCCUGCAGGUGUUUGUUGAGGCAAAGUCGUUUACUAUGGCUGCUUUGGUAUGUACAUAUUGUAUGCAUAUAUGUUUUGAUAUUUAUCGCUGAUGUAUCAUAUGUUUUGUGUUAAUAAACAAACAGAAAUGUAACACACAAAAAAAGUGACGACUGGUUUAAAAAUAGACGGCAUUGCAUUAAGUGUCUAUAUUUCUAAGAAAGCAGUUCAGUAGCUCGAUUGCCUCUUUCUCGGAAUCGUGAUGUGUUUUCAGAAGCAUACGUCACGUCCGCAUCUUAACCUUGAACUGUAAAGACUUUUAAAAGAUGUAAUUAAUGCUUGGUAAAAUUUUUAAAGAAUCAUUUUUUUAAAGUUUUCACCUAAUAUUCUUUUAGUUCUUGAAAACCAUUGUCUCAAUAAGAUACUUCGGAUGACAUUUCCAUGAAGUAGUUGACAGUGGUCUUUUUAAAUUCCCAUAUCUUGCAAGCAGUGUCUCAAGCUCAAUCUCAAGUAAUAUAGAGAUGAACUGCAGGAGCCCCUAAAUAAAACCCUAAGGUUCUUGAAAGCUAUAAACAACGCGCCUUCUAUAUCAUCGCUACAUUGACAAUAGACAGUCACACGAACCAGCUUGCAUCUAGAAUGCAUGUGUCUUGGUCCUUGAAGGUGUAAACAGCGAGUUCCGCGUCAAAUGAAGAGACACAUGUCCUAAAAGGGAUAACAUCAGACAAACGUUACUAUUUUAGCCUACAAAAGCUACUGGGCAGAAAAAACCUCUCACGGGUAAUAAAGAAGACAGAAUACGCCACUAUCAUACGACCGGUAGUAUCUUACGCUUAGAUUUGGAUCCUUGCCAAAAAAAAAAAAGCAGAGGACCUUCUCAAAUACAUGCAAGAGGAAAAUCCUCAGAAAAAUAUGUGGCAAAGUGAUAGAAAAAUGAUGUCUGGAGAAAUCGUACAAAGAGCUAUACCAAUUCUACUAAGACACAGCCAUAAUCGCAACAAUAAAAAAAGGCAGACUGCGCUGGGAAGGACAUAUUGAAAAGAUAACGGAAAAUAGUAAAGCACACACGUGAUAUACAAGUAGAAAACUAGGGGCAGACGACUCGCCGGUAGCCCAAGGCUGAGAUGGAUCGAAGAUGCAGAGAAGAAUUAACACACUGACUGUUAGGGGAUCGCGCAUGGAGGCAGAAAGCCGUGGAUCGUUCCAAAUGGAAGUAUGUGGUGGAGCUGGCCAGGGCACUAAUUUAUCAACAGUUGAGCAGCUCGACUGCUUCUUUCUCGGAAUCGUGAAGUGUUUCCCUUGAAAAACGUCACGCCGCCAUCUUAACACUAAAGAGUAUGUACUUUAAAAGAUUCAUUAAUAAUUGUUAUAAUUUUCAAAGAGCAGUUUCAAAUCAUUCACCUAAUAUUCUUUGAGACCUUGGAAACGGUUGUGUCUCUUGACUACUUUAGAUAGAUACCGGUAUUCCCAUCAUGUCAUGAAGUCCUCAUCAUGGUCCUCUUACGUUCAUAUACCUUGCAAGCGACAUAUCCGGGUCAAUCUCAAUUGACAUGGAGAUAAACUACAGGAUCGCCAAGUCAGUUAGGCUGAAAUAAAAACCUAAGGGUCUUGAAAGAUACAAUCAAUGAAUAUGAAUAACGGUCUUUAGGACUUCAUGCUCAAUACACCGCCCAUAACAUUAACGUUACACUCACAACGGUCUAAUACGGACCAUCCUGCAGCAAGGACGCGUGGGACAUUAGUAGCUAUAUAAGGUCCACUCAAGUCGUAAAUGAGGCGCGCCUGCAGGCUUAGUUAACAUGUCUUAAUUCGCCAUAAAGUAAUAGUCUGCUGGCAUUGGUGGCUUUAUUAAGAAAGGGGCAAUAACUGUUUUGUUACUUUUGUAAUUAAUGUUUAAAUUAGUAUUCUCCCCUUGGUGCCUUGUGCUUUAAAGCUUUUAGAAAAUGAAUUGUCUUUUAACGAGUGGUUCUCAUUAUGUGAGGGUCUCUUUUUGUUUGUAUUUAAAACUUAAUUAGUAUUAUCCCUUUGUUAUUUUUUAAUUUUUUAACUUUUGAAAAUAUUGGUUUAUAGUAGACUAGACAAAUUUCAUCUUGUACAAACCAUCUUGAUGUUUUUUUUAACGAGGGGUUCUCAAGGCGGUGGGGGUCAUUGUGUGUUAAUUUAUUUUUUGUUAUAUUUUUUAAAUACAUUUUCUUGUGGUUGAACUAUUUUAUAUUGAGUGAUCUGAAAGUGUAUGGGGGGUGGGGGGUGGGGGGGUGGGGGGGAUUCAUGUUGUGUAUUUUCUAUUGAGUGGUCCUCACUUCUUAUAGUUUCUUAAUUGUGUUGUUGUUGUUUUUUUAAAUCUUAUUGACAAAUAUUGGUUUGUAGUAGACUAAUUAUAUCUUGUAAUAGGAUGUUUUUUAACGAGUGAUUCUUAAGAGGGUGGAGGUCAUUUUGUCUUUAUUUAUUUUUUAGAAUAUUUUUUAAUAAUUUUUUUUGUAAGUUAAUUAUUUUAUUUCUAGUGUUUCUUAAAGUGUAUGGGGGGGGGUGUCCUGUUGUGUAUUUUCUAUUGAGUGGUUCUCACUUCUUGUAGUUUUCCUAAUCGUUGUCUUGUAUUUUUAUCUUAUUGACAAGAGUUGAUUUGUAGUAGACUACAUUUAUCAUGUUAAAAGGUUAGUUUGUUAACGAGUUCUUCUCAAGAGAUGGGUGCCAUGUUGUCUUUUAUUUUUUUGUUCUUAUAUUUUAAAAUAAAUUUUCUUGUAGUUUAAUAAUUUUAUUUUGAGUGAUUGUUAAAGUGUGGGGGAGUCUUGUUGUGUAUUUUCUUUUGAGUGGUUCUCACUUCUUAUAGUUUUUUUCGUAAAGACAACUUAGAAAUAUAAAACAAAGCGAUAGCGUAUAGUUUGUAUAGUAUUCCUAUGGGUUGGCUGUAGCAGUAGUAUAUUGGCUUUUUAAAAAAAAUUGGUUUAAUGACUCUCGAGUUUGAGUUAGGGGUCAGUAGUCCUGAUGGAUGUUUUUAAUCUACGUCUUUUCUAUUUCGAGGACCAAUUUUAUGGCUAAUUAAUAAUUUUGUAGUGUGUAUUUUAAAUACGUAUUCUAAGUGAAUUAUAUUUUGAGGGGUAACCAAGAUUGGGUAAAGAAUCGUUAGACAUUUAGACAUAAGGGCGGGUGUUUUUAUUAUUUUUAGAGAUUGUUUUUAUGGUGUGAUAGCUUAAAUCUUGGGGCGUUUGAAACAUCUGAUUUGCGAUUUAAAGUUUAGCUCUGAUGAAAUUCAUACAAUUCCUCUUUAUUUGAUUUUAGUGGGAAUGUUCAAUUUGAAAUUUUAAAACUAUAAAUGUGCAUUUAAUUUCGCAAAAUAAAAAACAAAAUUAAAUGUGCAUUUAAUUUCGCAAAAUGAAAAAAAAAUCUAUAAAUGUGAUUACGAAUUUAUAAUAGAUUUGAAUAGAUUAUUAUUCAUUGAUAAUAAAAAUAAUAUUUGAACCUUCUAAUCAGGGGCGACGCCAUCAAAUUUAACAUGGCAGGUCCCAUGCAUGUCUUAAAAAAAAAUUUUGCGGGUCCCAAAUAAAUGUAUUAAAAAUAAAAUUUAUUUAUCAAGUAAUAUUUAUUAAUCUACUAACUUAACCCAAAGUUUACAUGCAUUGUCAAUUUUCAUAAUAAAUUUAUUUGAAUGUAUCAAAUUUCGCGAUAUUUUUGCGUACGUAAUAUAUGGAUGGCCUCUUACAAGUUACAAACUAAAAUUCUAUAUAUAUUACAUUUUAUGACGUUAUAUUGACUUUUGUUGUGGAUAACAAUUUAAACAUAUAAAGGCAUUUAAAAUGGAAGUCCUCUUACAUGUAAUGUAGUUUACGCUUAAUGAGCAUAUAUACAAUAUUAGUAACUAAUAAAAAUUGACCAGGUCAUUUGCCAGGUCCCAAGUUUUGUUUACCAGGUCCUGGGACCCGGCGGGACCUGGUGUAGCGUCGCCACUGCUUCUAAUUUAGAUGAAAUAGUUAUCUCAUUGUCAUAUUAAUGUGUUUCAUGAAUAGAAUAAUAAUUAUAAGACAUGUAAUUAAGUUAGAGGGAUUUCUUUCUUCUUUCUUUGUAAACUUAAUAAGAAAAUCUGUCACAAUCUAUUCUUGAAUGUUCAUAACUUGCCGUUUAUUGUUUUGUUUUUUUAGUUUAUAUUUAAUGUACACAAUAAAAAUUAUUUAUUGAAAAAGCCAUGUUUCAUACUGCUAGUACGUGCAUUUUUAUCUAUUUAAAACCAGAAAAAAAUGUUGAUGCUGUUUUUAAUCGGUAACAUCGGCUCUCUGAACAGUCAAGGUAAGUGUCGUUUUUUUUUCUCCAAGAAAUAUCAAUGAAGUCAAAAGUGUUCAGUUAUAUCAACUGAAAUGUUCAUUUUUUAUAAACUCAGUUAUGAUAAAUGUAUUUGUCAAUUAUUAUAAAAUUAUAUUGUGCAUUAUGCUAAAAGUAGUUGUUUAUUAUUAUAAACUAUUGUUCAAAAUUAUAGAAUCUGUUGUUAUUUAGUAUAAACUAAAGUUUUUGUCAUGACAAGCUUAAGAGAGAGUUAAAAAAGGUUAAUAUAAAAUUAUUAAAAUGUGUUAGACUGCGAUAAAGCUUUAAAACAGAUUAAGUAAAUACGAACAAUUUGUGUCAAUAUAACAAUAUAAGUUAAGCUUUUAACUUAUCACCCUCACAAUCUGAUUGCUAAACGUGUUUUCCUUAAAAAUCGAUCUAUACUACUCGCAGACACCGACCCACGAGAAAUUUUCUCUUCACCACCUCUCAUUGUUUUCAGACGGGAUAAAAAUCUGAGAGACCUGCUUGUACGCAGUCGUAUCAAUGCUCCCCCCUCCCACUUUGGGACCAAGUGGUGUGGACGCAGUCGUUGCAACACGUGCCCUUUUGUGCCCUUCAAUAGUAGCGACCACCAGGGCAAGGUGGACUUUUCAAUAAGUGCGAUUGUGGAUAGCACGAAAACCGCAAGACGGGUCAAUUUGGAACACAGACUUAUCCUGACGUAAGGCACUUUGACGCCAGAUGGAAAUAAUGUUAUGUCUCUGUUCACAGCUUGACCCUAGCUCCGCCCCUCCACGUUCUGACCUAUCACAGUGAACAUUUUUCUCCCCCUUUUUUCGCCGCUGCUUAUUUAAACUCUCACUUAUUUUCCCUCUGACACACUUCUAUUGUUGCCCACAGAUACUACUUACCAGCUAAGUGCUAUUUCUUAUUUUUAUUUUUAUAUCGUUUUUUCUGUUGUUUUGUUCACUGACGAAGGCUUUCUGCCGACACGUUAGCUGUUUUUGUUGCGUUUAUUUUUUCAGGUUUAACCCUACUCUGUUUUACUCAUUUUAUUUUGUACUAACCUGAUUGCAGUCUCUCCCCUUAUUACCCCUCAAUAAAUCUCAGGCGCGGUCGUCCAAUAUGUCUUGUCCCCUCUGCCAACUAAUCUUUGGGAUAUGUCCUUCCUCCAUUCUCCUUACAUGACCUAACCAGCGAAGGCGUCUCUUGAUAAGAAAGGAGAAUAUGCUUUAAUAAUAAUUUUAAAUAAUACACAAGUAUCAAUUUCGGCACAAGCCUUCAUCAAAGCAACCACAAAAAAAAAAAUAAUUAAAUAAGUAUAAAUUAAAUUUACAUAAUAUACAGGGUGGACCAAUAAAAGUGAGAACAUCUCGUAAAAUAUUACGCUACAAAAUGUUCUCACUUUUCUUGGCCCACCCUGUAUAUAUAUAUAUUCAUUUAUCCUAACAAAAAAAGUGAAGAAAAAAAUAGGAGUAAAGAAGGAUGGAAAAAAAAAAAGUGACUUAGAGUGAAAUGUAACAAAAACCAAACCGGAAAAACACAUGGCAGUUUCGUAAAAUUGUAGAUUUGGUUUAUCCCGAAUCGAGUCAACGUACCAAAUCUUGUUAUUAUUAAAGCUUAACUUAUAUUGUUAUAUUGACACUAUUAAUCACUAGUAUUUUUUUAUAUCUUUGUUCUUCACCAUAUAAAAACAAUUUAAAAAAAAACAACAAAUCUGAAUGACUGGGCUCUCUUAAUCUAUUUUAGAAAAAAAAAUUAGUUGAUGUUUCUGCUUAAUCCUUUUAAGAGCCACAUAAAAAUAGUUAAAUGACUUUAUCUCGAAAUAAAUUAUAAUUCUUGUCUUUUUAAAAGCAACAGUUGUUCUCAUUUUCAUCUAUAUUUUAAUCUAUAAAUAAAGAUAUCGGUCUGGAUACGAUUCCUACAAUAACAACUUCAAAUUUAUGUAAACCAAAAAUUAUAUGUUGCAUUAGAGUCUCAUGUGAGGGUAGCAGUCAUUGUCUUUUUUUUCCCCGCACCUAUUCAAAACCGUGACCCUGAUAUGUGUUUAGAUCUUACCAGUGGCUAACACUGAAAGCCUAUAUAUGUAUUUUUUUUUUAAAAUAUCGUGUAUUUUCAGAAACAAAUCCGUGCAAAUAUAUGAAGAAUGGAGUAGCUGUUCACCCUGAAACCUGUAGCAAAUACUAUCAAUGCAAAAAUAACAAAGGAACCGAAAGAGAAUGCAAACACGGUGAAGUCUUUACUCCAAAGGUAAAAAAAAAAAAAAAAAAAAAAAAAAAAAAAAAAAAAAAAAAAAAUAAAAAAAAAAAAAAAAAAAAAAAAAAAAAAAAACAAAAAAAAAAAAGGAACCAAAAAAAAAAGAAAAAACGGUAAAGUUUUUAAUCAAAAGGAAAAAAAAAAAAAAAAAAAAAAAAAAAAAAAAAGAAAAAGCAACAUUUAUAUUUAGAAGAUAUAUUUAAAUAUAAAAGCCAUAUUCCCUUUAUCGAAAGACUCACUGACCCGCCGGUCACCAGAUCUCACGAGCAACGAGCGUAUUCCAGUUGAAAUGUUUCAUCGUUUUUAAAGAAUUAUAUGACAUGUUUUUUUGUUUUUUUUAACAGAGCUUUCUGUAAAGCAAGAAACGCAAAACAAUUAUCGAACUUUCAGAUUGUACCAUGCACAACAAUAAAUGUAGAAUUAUGAAGCCGCACUGGAUUAAAUCCCCUCCAUGACAGACGAAGAGACGACUUUGCAGUAGUCAUUGAUUACUACGCUGGUGCGACGCACACAGGCAUUAAUGCAUUCCUAGGCAAGUCCUCAAACGUGAAACCAAAUGUUCCUUGAAUCCUCACAUGACCCUGUCUGUGUCGGGAAGCGGGGUACGUUUGCCGUGACAUAAGAGAAGGCAACAUGGUUACACUGUAAAACAAUUUCUCUACUUUUCCUCAGCUGCAAAGGGCUGUCACCCGCGAUUCCAGGGUGUUGCUAACAGCAUCUACCCAGUGUUUAGUUGUUGUUUCCAGCGCGGUCGUUCAAUUGUAGGCCUGAUUAUUUUUUGCUACGCCAGGUUCAUGAUGCGUUUGGUGAACAGCACAUACCACCUGUUGUUUCGGUAAUUAGUCUCCCUUUCGGUCGUCAUGUUUCAGAUGUCUUAACAACAUUUUACAACAUGAGUCGCCUGCAUAGUUGCGUUUCGGUGAUGGUGAAUUUUGAUUACUGCUUUCUACAAAUCAUUUUGAUGUGUUGAAUAUUCAAUCCUCAAUACUUCAAACAUAAUGUUAAAUUAUUUGUCGAGACACAUAAACUUAUUUGUUGCUUCCCAUUCGGUAGCUUAGAGGAUGAGGAAAAUUUUAACUUUUAAUGAUUCGAUGCUACGUUUAUUUUGAUUAGAGUCGAUUCCCUCCAAGUAUUGUUGUAUUCAUUAAUAUUUUUUUUACAAAUUCCCCAACCAUCAGAGCAAAACGUGCGUUAAGGAAAGUAAAUACCAGUGUCCGAUAACAACGACUACCACUACAACAACCACCGAACCAGCUACCACAGGUGAUUUUCCUAUUCCUUUACAUUUAUCUACAACGUCUUGUUCUCAUGCUCAGUUUAAUUUAUUGGUAGCGAUAUUUUAAAGGUUCUUUGAUAAAACAGGAUAACAAUGAAAAAUUCAAUGAUCUCAACAAGUCAUCAUGACAUUUUAUUUAAAAUAAUACACGUGAGACAUCGGGAGACGAAUUGGGGGGGGGGGGGGGGCGGAGGAAUUAUCAUGACAUGAAUUUCACAUUUACUACCAAUAACCCGUGGGAAAACAACUUCGUAGAAACACGCAAAUCCAAAACAAAUAAUAACUAACACUUUGCCCGACGAGAAAGCAUACAACCACAAAAUACUGCGAAUGUCGGUGAUUUUAAGUCCCGUCCCCUUCCAUCGGGAUGGCCAAAAAACAAUUCAACAACGCUGACAAGAGGAUAAAAUAAAUCGCUAUGUCGAAAAAUAAACAUACACUCUUAGGGUCCGAGCUCAUUUCACUCUCAUCAAACCAGACCCCCUCCCCGUACUCUCUUCAGAAUUAAUAGUGUACAUAUACAGCAAUGUCUUGUGUUGGACGCACGAGGUCAGAUAUCCCUGACCACAUUCUCAUGGCGCGAACAACACCGAGUAAAAAAAUAUUUUUUUUUAAAAACAAUGACGCUGUGGAAUAAAAGAAAAUGAUAACCCUUUUUAAAUAAUGUUUACAAAUCAAGAAGCGAUGUAGUACUUUGUAACAUCACGCAAAACAAAACCACAGAUGAUGUCUGCGAAUAGAUCCUCGAUGUAGUACUUUGUGACAUCACGCAAAACAAAACCACAGAUGAUGUCUGCGAAUAGAUGCUCGAUUUAGUACUUUUUAACAUCACCCACAACAAAACCACAGAUGAUGUCUGCAAAUAGAUCCUCGAUGUAGUACUUUGUAACAUCACGCAAAACAAAACCACAGAUGAUGUCUGCGAAUAGAUCCUCGAUGUAGUACUUUGUAACAUCACCCACAACAAAACCACAGAUGUCUGCGAAUAGAUCCUCGGUGUACUACUUUGUAACAUCACCCACAACAAAACCACAGAUGAUGUCUGCGAAUAGAUCCUCGGUGUACUACUUUGUAACAUCACCCACAACAAAACCACAGAUGAUGUCUGCGAAUAGAUCCUCGGUGUAGUACUUUGUAACAUCACCCACAACAAAACCACAGAUGAUGUCUGCGAAUAGAUCCUCGGUGUAGUACUUUGUAACAUCACCCACAACAAAACCACAGAUGAUGUCUGCGAAUAGAUCCUCGAUGUAGUACUUUGUAACAUCACCCACAACAAAACCACAGAUGAUGUCUGCGAAUAGAUCCUCGAUGUAGUACUUUGUAACAUCACGCAAAACAAAACCACAGAUGAUGUCUGCGAAUAGAUGCUCGAUUUAGUACUUUGUAACAUCACCCGCAACAAAACCACAGAUGAUGUCUGCGAAUAGAUCCUCGAUGUAGUACUUUGUGACAUCACUCACAACAAAACCACAGAUGAUGUCUGCGAAUAGAUCCUCGAUGUAGUACUUUGUAACAUCACCCACACCAAAACCACAGAUGAUGUCUGCGAAUAGAUCCUCGGUGUAGUACUUUGUAACAUCACGCAAAACAAAACCACAGAUUAUGUCUGCGAAUAGAUCCUCGGUGUAGUACUUUGUAACAUCACCCACAACAAAACCACAGAUGAUGUCUGCGAAUAGAUCCUCGGUGUAGUACUUUGUAACAUCACGCAAAACAAAACCACAGAUGAUGUCUGCGAAUAGAUCCUCGGUGUAGUACUUUGUAACAUCACCCACAACAAAACCACAGAUGAUGUCUGCGAAUAGAUCCUCGGUGUAGUACUUUGUAACAUCACCCACAACAAAACCACAGAUGAUGUCUGCGAAUAGAUCCUCGGUGUAGUACUUUGUAACAUCACCCACAACAAAACCACAGAUGAUGUCUGCGAAUAGAUCCUCGGUGUAGUACUUUGUAACAUCACGCAAAACAAAACCACAGAUGAUGUCUGCGAAUAGAUGCUCGAUGUAGUACUUUGUAACAUCACCCACAACAAAACCACAGAUGAUGUCUGCGAAUAGAUGCUCGAUGUAGUACUUUAUAACAUCACCCACAACAAAACCACAGAUGAUGUCUGCGAAUAGAUCCUUAAUUUGAUAUUUAGAAGCUACCUCUCUAUGAAGCUAAUUGGAAUACAACAUCAACUACAUACAAUGAGUAAGACAAAGUAGGGUUAAACCUGAGAAAAGGAACGCAACAAAACAACGAACGUGUCGGCAGAAAGCCUUCGUCAGCGAACAAAACAACAACAAAAAAUGGUAUAUCCAAAAAAAGUUGCACUUAGCUUAGAUGUAAAAAUAUAGCACAAAGUAUAAAACACAGGAACUGCGAGAACAUAUUUAGAAAAUAAUCCAAUUGUUGGGGAAAACAAAUCUAUCAGAAUAUAGCAAAAACGAAAAAUAAAUAUGCAGAGAUAACUGGUAUGCUGGUAAAUUUAGGCACUUUCAGGGAAAUAAGUCCUAUUUGAUUUUAUAAACAAUCCUGGGCAAAAAAACAAAAAAACCUUUAAAAAAUUUGAAAAUUCUAACACUGGACAAUGGUAAAAAGGAAAUGAUGUGAAUAUUGAUUAAAAGCUAUUGACCGAUAUCCCGGGAUCCCUUAAACUAGAAAACCUAAGGAGAGAGCAUUAUCAAAACUCGUCUCUAUUGGUGGCUAAAAACAAUUAGCUCUCUCAAUAAAUGCCAAGAUUGCUCCAGAGCUGGACAGUGUACGGACGAACAAUUUCGCCUGAACAAAGGAUGUUAAAUGGUCCCCAAACACACAAAAAACAAACAAACAAAACAACUAAAAUAGAAUAAUAAUAUACGCAGCAGUCUUUAUUGAUCUCAAGCAGGUUAUGAUAGAGACUGGGUAAAUAGAGUCUGGGGGAAUAGAGUCUGGGUCAAUAUAGUCUGAGUCAAUAGAGUCUGGGUGAAUAUUGUCUGGGUCAAUAGGGUCUGGGUGAAUAGAAUCUGGAUUAUAGAGUAUGGGUGAAGAAAGCCUGGGUGAAUAGAGUCUGAGUGUAUAGAGUCUGGGUGAAUAGAGUCUGGGUGAAUAGAGUCUGGGUGAAUAGAGUCUGGGUAAAUAGAGUACGGGGUAACGUAUUGUUCUGUGAAACAAACGGUCAAGGCUGCUUAUCAAGAUGUACCCAUUAUUAACUUUCUUUAUCACUGCUCGUACUAUCUUCUCCAAAAAAAAAAACCCAAUGUUAUUUCAUCAAGACCUCAUGGGAGAAGUUCUCUUAAUAGUUUUUGUUAAUGAUUUGCGCCCUAUUCUUAACUUUAUCAAAAACUUACCGCACGAGAUACAGGAAGAGAAGGCACUAUUUAGUAAAUGGUUUUACUUACAAGAAACCAUUAUUUGUUCUUUUUAAUCCAUUUGUAAUUUAUAAAACACUUAAACAUAUGUGAAAUAAAUGCUGUAUCUUUUAUUUUAAGCACAUUUAAUUUACUUGAUGCCCUUAAAAUAAUAGAAAUAAUACCAUCAUUAAAAUCCGAACAUAUUUAAAUUCAAUCGUUUCUUUAGCGUUAUAUGGUCAGCUAAGCUUAUUCUAAUAUAUAUUUUUACCAUAAGAUUAUACGAAAUAUAAUCACGUAAAUACAAUUUUUUUCCACUUCACUUCAAUUAUAGUACAGAUUUAUUCUUAGCCGACAUCAAAAUCUUCAGCUUUUUGUCAACGUUGCCAUAGUUUCCCGUGUCUUUAAAAAAAAAAUCGAUUUUAUUUGUGGUCGGUAUUUCUGUGACACUGUGAGCAUCUUCCACUUUUUUGGCUCUUCUGAUGCUCCAGUGAUGCCCACAUAAUUCCCCAUUGAUGCCCACAUGAUGCCCCAGUGAUGCCCAGAUGAUGCCCCAGGGAUGCCCACAUGAUGCUGUGCAGUGAGCUGGUUGCUUGCUUUUCCAACAUGUUUGGGAUUUGUCAGUUCCAUUCCUUAAAUAGGAAUCGAUUGCUCCAAAUUAUUAUUAGGUUGGGUUGGACACGUUAUUUUUCAACAUCCAAAGCUUCCAUGAAACAUGUAGUUCUUGCCAUAUGUACAGGUUCAUAAAAGUCUCUGUGGCCAUCUAGACACACUUCUGACUCAUUGUUAAUCUCUUGCAAACGUGUAUGCAUCAUCAACAACCCCGUUGGUGCAGUAUUACCCAAAUGUCAUUAUUGUUUUACUUUCUAUUGACUUAAAACAAUCCCCUGUUCAGCUAAAGCACGACCGUCACAUGACUCAAUGGAACACAAAGCAUGGCUCAAAGACCACUUUCGUUAAGAUUGCCUCGAGGUGUCGGUGGCAGGUGCCCGACAACGAAAGCUACCUACGCGGACUCGACCCACUUAGGGAUCCUAACUGACGACCUCAUAACAUAGCCGCUUAAACCUAAACGCAGACUUAUUUGAUACCAACUUCGGUUGUGACAGACAGACCCGGAAACCCGUUUUAAUCGUUUAUUUUAUGGUGACGCCCGGUUGAUGAGUCUUGUCAGUGAUGUGCUAACAAGGGUUGUAAGUGCUUGUGGUUAUCUGACUAAUGAUACAUUAGUGAGGGGUAUCUUUCGUAUGAGAUCUCCUCUUGGCACUCAGUCUAGGUAUUCUUUUAUUAAGCCAAAUUACCACAAAGACAAAAUAUCCUAUCUAUAUACAUAUGGUAUAGACUGAAACAAAGUGUUUGUUAAAGGAGAAAAUAACUACAAGUAUUUAUUGAAUAAUAAAAUUUACAUAUUCCUCCGUAAUACACUCUUGGUAAUUAAUAUAUAUACAUCAAAUGGAAGUUAUCCAAUUAGAAAGGUGAAUCAAUACAAUGCAUGCGUCCCUAACAUACUGGCGGUAUCGUCAUUAUUUGUGCUAUAUUGCUAAAGGUUCUAUGCUCAAUCUUUGUGGACGUAGCCUUUAUAGUUUCACUGAGGAUCUCAGUGGAUCACAAAGUGGGGGAGUUCCUUCUGUUCCAGAAGCGUGUCUCUGUUCCGGUCUUUGGAGCUGUUCCAAGCGUAUCGAAGUUGGAGUUCCCGGUCACAGAUUCCGUGGGAUCUCUGCAAUGGGAAUGAUGACUCUCCAGCGAUAAAUCACGGCAAUAAGAGUCUCUGGAUAUCUAAGUCCUUCUAGUAGCUCUCAUGUCAAAUGUAGUUUUGUGUAGGACGUAAAUCUAUCUCCUAGUUCUAGCUUCAAGGAAGUCGGUCCAGUAAUAGAAACCAGGUUAAAGGCAAAUGAUACAAAAAUUGAUAAGUAUCCAAGCAAAUCAUCAUAAGCUGAUAAGUCCCGUUCAAACAGCAACGAAUUCAGAUCGAUGUAUGGAAGGUGACAUAGCUUGUACAUAUACAUCCAAUUUGUGGCUGGAUUUAUAAGUCUGAUCAUUGUCGGCGUAAGCAUAUGUUGCUUCGCGACAGUGUUGGAUCAAGCAAGCAUUUUAAUUCAUGAAGUAUGGGACAUUGAAUCAUUAACAACCACUAAAUUUAUAGGUACAUAAUAUUCGUAUUGUCUUUUCGUUAAAAAAGACAUGGGCGAUUUGGAACAACAACCUACCCUCCUCAUGAUAGCUUGGUUGUGUGUCAUAGCCCGCGGUAAAGGCAAAUUAUCAUGCAUAAUAUAUAUGAUAUAAUAUAGGCAAUAUAAGAAUAAAAUCAAACACAUCGAAUCCUUGCUACAUAGUCAAAUGAUCAACGCAAGUGCAAUAAAAUAAUAUCAAAAUCAUGGUUGCGUACUUACUAGUACUCUAGGUAGCAGUCGCAGUUAAUGAUCACGCUAAUGAAUCGUAAAUCUAGUUAAUUAAAGUGUCCACAGUCAAGUGAUCAGAUCUUAAAAGACGUAUACUUGCUAGUAUCCUAGGUUGCGGUUAUGUAUCACGCUAAUGAAGUCCCACGUCCAGUUACUCCCAGCGUCAACGGUCAAGUGAUCAGAUCGUAAAAGACAUAUUCUUGCUUGUUCUGGCUAUUUAUUCGUAUUGGGUGAUUAUUCAAUUGGGUUGUUUACAUGUUGUUUGUUUUCCAAUCCAAUGAUAAUCCCUUUCGAAGUUGCUGGUUUUAUCUUCUACCCUCACAAUUUAUCGGGGUGAGGUGGAGAAGCCAAAUCCAAAUUAGGCGUGAGCUUUCUGGUGUUGAAAUGCAAUAACAAGGGACGCUACUCCGCUUUGCUGCCUCCAGGGUAAAACUGAGGGGAGGCAGGGUAUUAUUUUCUCAAGGUUCAUCGGUGAGAGGGGUUGAACACAAAAUCCACGCUUUUGGAGUGUGCGGUCUGGUCUAGGAAUGCGAUAACACCAAGGGAAAUCACUCGGGCUAUGCUACUGCGGGGCAAACUGAGGGGAGGUAAGGGUUUUAUUUUGCAAGAGUUUCCAAGGGCGGAUAUACGGUAGAAGAAUUUUAAAAAAGUCCAGCAUCAGAUCUUCACAGUGUCGAGGCUCUGUCUUACAAGAAAAUAAAACAAGUAUACUGUGAUUUAGAUUCAAACGAAAAUUUAAAAAAAAAAAAUUGUUUUUGAAGAAGAUACAAAAAUACAAAAUACAACAUCAACUUAAAGAAAGGACGCAGUUUGGAAAAAAAAAGCUUAUUUUUUAAUAAUGCAGAAAAAAUAACUUAUACCAAUGUUGCUAGAGCCUUUACACGUUAUUAACCCAGUUUCGCAAUGUUACUUUUAUAUAGUUCAAAUAUUAAUUUAGUAAAGGUGUAUACUGUUCCCACUUACAGGGUAAGCGGGAAAGAUAAAAAUGUAAUGGUGAUAUUUGAAAGAUGACAAAUAGAGAGAUAGUGGUGUUGGAUUAUCGAAAGGGAAAGAGUGUUAAAAGUGGGGAAAGACUAGUUAAGGAGAGUAAAAAGGAAGAAAUAACAUACGAUUUUCUGAUAGUAAUCUAGUGUCCUAAUUUCUAGUAAGAGUUUGCAUAAGGAGUUGGUGGAAAAAAAUAUGUUAAACAUUGAAAUGUAAUUCAUUUUUGAAUAUUUUUCAACAGAAUGUUGGCCCCAUGAAGAAAGUCUCGAACAGUUCACUUUGCAUGAAUUUGAAGGAUCUUCUUACUACAUCUCCAUUGAUGAUUACACAACGGACGAUGCCGCGGCCCAGAUGUGUGAGGCGAUAUGUGGAUACCUCGUCGAGGUGGAUAGCCAGGAGGAAGAAGAUCAGGUGCGGUCCAUAAUGGAAAUGUAUGACACAGCUGGUCUACUCAUAGCAGGGACAGACAAGUACGAGGAGGGAGUCUGGGAGAUAGCUAGAGACAGAAGCCCCGUAAACUACCUAAAUUGGCACAGUGGAGAGCCAAACGACUAUGGCCAGAAUGAAGACUGCAUGUGCUUCAUUAAAGGUUACGGUGGCCUUUACGAUUGCCCAUGCACUGCGGUUCAAUAUUGGCAAUAUAAGGUUGCAUGUGAAGUUAAUUUAAAUGAAAAUGAAGAAUAAAUGAGGACUCAAUU